GUAAUGCAGGACGGCAAAGGAGCAGAAGAACAGGCCGAGGCUUCUCGCCUGGAGCUUUAUGAGGAUUAUUUGAAGUGUUACAGUGACUGGUGUCCUGGGGAUCAGCCGUGCCAUGAUGUACAGCUGCGGAAGAAGGUUGCUCAAUAUCUGCUCAGGGAACCGACGCCUCCAGGUACUUUCACUGUGUUCCCGUUCUACCAGGCUGUGGCCGAGGCGUGUGACCCUGUUAGCACCGACUGCAGGACACACCUGACGGCCUUCAUCAGAGCCACCGAGCUACUGGAAACCCUAUGUGUCAACCUGUUCCUGCAACCAUGGAGGAAGGAAUUCAAGACACUGAAGACUUUCACUGGUCCGUUUGUUUACUGUCUUCUACCAGUUCUCAGCAGUUCUACCAUUCAGUCAGUACUGGCUUCUAUAGGCUACCUGCCUCACUCUGACAGCCCACAAAGUGAGUUCAGACUCUGUGAGGAUGCUAACCCAGGCAGAGCCAUACUGGUGGGCUUUGAACUUCUGCUGGCCCGGUUGGAGUGUUACCACCUCCUGGAGGUCCUGGAUAAGGAUCAGCUAGGACCAAAGGAGUGGCUGGAGGUUCUCCAGAGGAGAGCUGGGCCUACCAAAGUGGAAGAAACCCCAGGGAAGGAGAGAAAAAUGGGGCCAAAGGAGGAGGAGAAGGAGAAAGAUAAAGGAGACAGAAAAGAGGUACUUCUGUAUUCAGUCCCCGGGCCUGGAGCGAGAGACAGGUGCAUUCCUCCACGCAUUCCCAUUGCAGACCAGUUCAUUAUGGAGAUGCAGAGAACUUACCCUGACCUGGCCUUCAGAGGCCGUCCUCUGGUACCAGACAAACCUCACCGAGCAAAAAGGAUCCGAGGCAGCAGUAAAGAUAGUGAUACUGCCAGUGGUCAUUACAGCGAUAACAAUAAGGCCUCUGAGAUCCCCAAAAGACAGGGUAUCAAAGACAUCAGAGCUACUUCUAAAAUGAUCUGCAGUAAAAUUGAUGGAAGCAAAGCUGAUAACAUGUUGGGUGAUGAAGGCAGAAGUAGUGGUUUUAAUGAUCAUCGCAGCAGCUGCAGAGACACUGAUGGAAACAGAGUGGAUGUUGAGCUCAGUGGGCCUCAAGCCAUUUCCCUUCAAAUGGGCCUGAAGCCUGGAUUGAGUCCUCCCACAGUAGAUCCCUCAGCAGCAGGCAUACCAAAAAAGAGACUGUCUAGACCAGCUCUUCCCACUCUGAGCUCUAUGGACGAGGAGCGGGAGCUGAGGGGGCUGGCAGAGAGGAUGAAGCACCAGCUCCAUGUCCAGGAAACCAGCGAGGAGGUGAUUAGAAAAGAAGAAAACAAGAGAGGAGAGAACACAAAUAAAGAAAGGAGGGAGAAUGAAAGAAAGAUCAGCACGAAUGGAGAGGUAGAGGAGCAGAACCUCAUGAAACCAGUGGUGGAGACAGGUCCAGCACUGAGCUAUGAUGCAGGUGGAGGCAGCACAGAAGGACAAGAAAAAGAAAUAGAAGAAGUAGAAUUCAGUGAAGGAGAGGAGGAGCAGCUGGCUCAGAACUUUGUUUUUGUCUAGGAGUGAGAAAAGGUAAUAACCGCUCAAGAACAAUUUACAUAUUUGUUUUUUUUACAAAAAUCUGCUCUGCCAACUCUCAGGACUUUCCUCAGCUGCUCUUCAAUCCUUUAAAUGUACAUUGUUAUUUUGUUGAUGUGCUCUGUCACACGUGACACCUAUUGCACUUCUGUGCAUACUCGGAGAGGGAUCCCACACAUGCUUCUCUCUGAUGCGUUUGUUCUCCUGAUAAAAUGGUUUCUGGUAGUUUUUCCUUACUCUUGUUGAGGUUUAAGAACAGAUAAUCUUGCCCCUUGUAAAGCCCUAUGAGACAAAUUGUGAUUUGUGAAUAUGGGCUAUAAAAAUAAAACUUGAUUGAUUGAU
Molecule: messenger RNA, 1923 nt
Organism: Limanda limanda (common dab)
Lineage: Eukaryota; Metazoa; Chordata; Actinopteri; Pleuronectiformes; Pleuronectidae
Product: spermatogenesis-associated protein 2
Exons: 7
Coding region: 4-1563 (519 amino acids)
Cellular component (GO): cytoplasm
Source: RefSeq, a predicted model, not a curated record